AUGCAUGGUUCCAACAGAACCACGAUGGUUGCCCAGUUUAUCCUGGUGGGCUUCUCCAGCCUGGGGGAGCUCCAGCUGCUGCUGUUUGUGGUCUUCCUUCUCCUGUACCUGACCAUCCUGCUGGCCAAUGCCACCAUCAUGGCAGUUAUCCGCUGUAGCCGGACUCUGCACACUCCCAUGUACGGUUUCCUGUUCAUUCUCUCUUUUUCCGAAUCCUGCUACACAUUUGUCAUCAUCCCUCAGCUGCUGGCCCACCUGCUCUCGGCCACCAAGAGCAUCUCCUUUGUGGCCUGUGCCACCCAGCUCUUCUUCUUCCUCGGCUUUGCCUGCACCAACUGCUUCCUCAUUGCUGUGAUGGGGUAUGACCGCUAUGUGGCAAUCUGCCACCCUCUGAGGUACACACUCAUCAUGAACAAAAGGCUAGGGUUGGUGUUGGUUUCCCUGUCUGGAGUCACGGGUUUCUUCAUUGCUUUGGUGGCCACCAACCUCAUCUGUGACAUGCCUUUCUGUGGCCCCAACAGGGUCAACCACUAUUUCUGUGACAUGGCGCCCGUUAUUAAGUUAGCCUGCACAGACACUCAUGUGAAGGAACUGGUUCUCUUCAGCCUCAGCAUCCUGGUGAUCAUGGUGCCUUUCCUGCUGAUUCUCAUCUCCUACGGCUUCAUCGUUAACACCAUCCUGAAGAUCCCCUCAGCUGAGGGAAAAAGGAAGGCCUUUGCCACAUGUGCCUCCCACCUCACGGUGGUCUUUGUGCAUUACGGCUGUGCCUCCAUUAUCUACCUGAGGCCCAGAUCCAAGUCUGCCUCUGACAAGGAUCAGCUGGUGGCGGUGACCUACACUGUGGUGACUCCCCUGCUUAAUCCACUUGUCUACAGUCUGAGGAAUCAGGAAGUGAAGACUGCCCUCAAAAGAGUCCUGGGAAUGCCUGUGGCAAUCAAGGUGGUCUAA
Molecule: messenger RNA, 948 nt
Organism: Mustela lutreola (European mink)
Lineage: Eukaryota; Metazoa; Chordata; Mammalia; Carnivora; Mustelidae
Product: olfactory receptor 10T2
Exons: 1
Coding region: 1-948 (315 amino acids)
Biological process (GO): G protein-coupled receptor signaling pathway
Cellular component (GO): membrane
Molecular function (GO): G protein-coupled receptor activity; olfactory receptor activity
Source: RefSeq, a predicted model, not a curated record